Cuculus canorus (common cuckoo) is the source of this 11865-nucleotide messenger RNA. RefSeq names its product FKBP prolyl isomerase 14 (gene FKBP14). The transcript has 4 exons. NCBI's taxonomy places the organism in Eukaryota, Metazoa, Chordata, Aves, Cuculiformes, Cuculidae. Gene Ontology annotation, molecular function: peptidyl-prolyl cis-trans isomerase activity; calcium ion binding. The coding region runs from base 83 to 718 and encodes 211 amino acids. The record is from RefSeq and is a predicted model, not a curated record.
AGGCGGGGCUUUGCCACGUUGCCGGGUGGGCGCUGCGGUCGCGCCCCGUGGCGGGAUGGCAGCCCCGCGGUGAGGCGCGGCGAUGGCGGCGGCGCUGCGGGCAACCCUGCUGGUCGCGGUACUGGGCUGCGCGGCCGCGGCCCUGAUCCCUGCGGCUGAUGUGAAGGUGGAGGUGCUGCACAAGCCCUUCAUCUGCCACAGGAGGAGCAAGUGGGGCGACAUGAUGCUGGUUCACUACGAGGGGUACUUGGAGAGGGACGGGUCCUUGUUCCACUCCACUCACAAGCAUAAUAAUGGCCAGCCUAUGUGGUUUACCCUUGGCAUAAGGGAAGCUAUCAAAGGCUGGGACAAAGGUUUGAAGGACAUGUGUGUGGGAGAGAAGCGGAAGCUAACUAUUCCACCAGCCCUCGCUUAUGGAAAAGAAGGGAAAGGAAAAAUUCCACCUGAGAGCACACUGAUUUUCAACAUUGACCUUCUUGAAAUUAGGAAUGGACCCCGGUCUCAUGAGUCGUUCCAAGAGAUGGAUCUUAAUGAUGACUGGAAGCUAUCGAAGCAAGAGGUGAAAAUUUACUUGAAGAAAGAAUUUGAAAAGCAUGGAGCAGUGGUAAACGACACCCAGCAUGAUGCUUUGGUUGAAGACAUAUUUGAUAAAGAAGAUGAAGACAGUGAUGGGUUUAUAUCUGCAAGGGAAUUUACAUACAAGCAUGAUGAGCUGUAGAAAAGAGUGGCAUAAUUUUUUUGACACAAAUGGCAGUGACUCAGACUGUCUGGUUCUCUUGUCUUAAUUCUGUGUUUUGGAGUUGACAGCUGCUGUUGGCAAAGAAACACUCUUUAUAUAAAAGAGAAUUUCUGUUCAUUAUGUACAAAUGUUUUAAACUAUUUUCAGGUAUGAAAAUGUACCUCCUUUUAUGCAGCAGACUUGCACAUCAGUGUUUUUUAAAUUUUGUAUUAACUUAUUUUUCAGAAAUGAAACAAACUUUACAGUUACCAAACACUGUAAAAAUCAAAAUCCAGUUCGGUGCCUUUCUGUGAAUUGUUUGUGAGCUAACAUCACGUUCAGCGACUCCUCUAUGUAUAAAUUCUGGUCUGUGGCUUAAUUACUUGACUUUCCUUCUUGUGUGGCACUGCUUGAAAAGCAGUGUGCUGACCUUGCUUUUUGUUUCUGCAGAUUUUUAAAAGAGGUACUGGAAGGCAUUCUCUGUACAGCUGAGAAACUGGUAGAAAGCUGAAUGAGAGUGACUAUCCUGUGCUGAUUUUCCUCUUCUAAAGGGAGAGUAUUGCCAACCAAUAGUUGCCUGCGUUUUUCUUUAAAUUAGGUGAACAAAGUAGGAAUCAAAUGUCAGACUUCGACUUUUAAUGUCAGCAACUUUCUAGGAAACAUCUGUAAUUUGGAAAAUGGCAAGUUAUGCUGCAGUGCAGAGGUGGUGUCCUUUACAUAUACACACACAUUUGUUUCAAAACUUGGAGCUCACAUUCGUGAGGAAAGAGCAUACCUUUCUCCUCUCAAGUUUUGAGGGAGACCUUUAGCAAAAUGUUACAAAUCUGAAGUUUUUCCCAUUUGCAGAAGGGAAAGAGCAUACUGGCAGGAGGAUUAGUAUGGCCUGAAGAAAUCCCUUGCAUUGUCUUGCCUGCCUUGCAACUGCCAGAGCUGCAGAACUUUACAUCAUUGCCCCUUUUCAGUAUUUUCACAAGUAGCACACAAGUGAUGUGAAGCUUUAAAUAAUAAAGUGACUUUUUAGCUGAUGUAAAAUGUUACGGUGCUGUGUGUUUACGAAGCUGGAGAUAAUGAGGAUUUUCACUCCAUUUUGUGUUUGUUUGCAGUGUUUCUGGAGAUGAAGAAACAUUUUGCAAUUGUCCAUAGUUUUUUAAAUGGGAGGGCGAGGUAUCUCAAGGAAAGAAUGAGCCUGUAUUCUGCCACCACUAACAUAUUUACUUGAAAAAUGUUGCUUGGGGUUAUGUCAGGACACAAAGCAAAUCCAGUUGUAUGAAAUUGAGAUGCUGCAUUGCACUAAUUCUUAGCUAUUGCCUAGGGAGACUGCAUUCAAGGUUCUCAAUGCUAUAGAUGAGCUAGAUGUUUUCCCUGCCACCUAGUGUUGCAAGUAAGUAUUAGAAGACUACUUUAUUAAGCAGAUCAUCUGCCUAUGAACAUUACAGUCAAUAGUGACUGUGUUUGGGGGGGGAGGAAGUACAAGUGAGAAUACGCAGUGGCAGUGGGGAUUUGGUUUGGCCUUUUUUAUCUUCAAGCAUCUGGAAUUUUGUGGCUGAUAGCCUAAGUGAUACAGAGUUGUGGCCAUAUAUUUUGUCUUAAGUAACCUUUAGGUUACUGUCCUGCAUUCCCUUACCAUCACUAGCAUGCUGGGCGCCUGCAGGUAACUCAUCACAUGUAUAUUGUUUGUGUUGUAUUGGGAUACUUUCCUCUAUUUCUCCAUUGAUUGCCCAGAGAGUCUAGGCAAUUGGAGGGCUAAUAGGAUAUCAAGAUGAUCCUUAAAGCAAUCCUGUCUAGGAUGUGGGAACUGACAGGUACCCAGCCAACAAAAGGGGAAAUGCUCUGUGUGCACUGCUGGGAAGAGCAGAAUCAAGACUUGCAUUGGGUCUGUCAGGGGUUUAGAUAAUUGUCUGCAGUGCUUAGCGUGUUCUCCAAACUUCUUGCUGGAGAAUGAAAGCAUAAAAGCAUGAAAUACAACUCAGAUUACUGAUGAAGUAUAUAAAAAGUUAAGCUUAAAUAAUUAGAUACCUUAAGUAAGGGCCUACUUGUUUCCUUUGUAUUAAAUAGGAGUUUGGAGUCAAUGAAUGCAGUAGAAUGUACAUACGCAUUAUCUUCUGCUUGAAUUUUUAAAGCAUUUCAUAAAAGUAGCAUACAGUGUGCAGGUAGCUAAUUUGUUAAUGCCAGGAAAGUAUUAAAGCUGCAGGACCAAGAUACAUUUUUCAGUGUUUAGGUUUAUGCCAGAUGAAUGAGUGGCUUUUGUUCUUAGUGCUUUUCUUGGUAGCUGUGUUACAUUUCUGAAAUGGAACAGAAAAACUAAUUUCAAAAGGACAACAAUCUGCCGCAGGUUUGAGAAGCCGCUUCAACUUUAUUACUAUUUGCUAUCAUUAAAGUCCUGUGAAAGCUUGAAGAGAUUUGUUAGGUAGAAAUAGCGCUGCCUGCCUUAACCUCAAUUGCCAUAACCUCGAUUGCAUCUGUUCAUUACUCUACAGGGUGUACUACUGCAGUGCCAGCAGGAGCCAGCUAGAUACCUGCAGGAGAGCAGAGGCAGGCAGCUGCCUGUCCCCUGAGGGAAGGAGGAAUAUUGGAACUUUGAUGGCAUUCGGCAACAUUUUGGCUGGCUUGUGUGGGGAGUGCAAGGUGUAUUUACCCUGAAGAAAUUAACCCUCACUGCUUCUCUGUAAAAUGCAGCACUGGAAAAAGUGGAGGGGCUCAAAACAGAGCACUUCCCUCCUGCAGCUCAUAGGCUUUUUCACACGUUUCUUGUUUUGUAGUUAUAUAGGAAAAGAUGUACUGAUGGUUUUUCAAACUGCAGCCUGUCAUUCACAGCCACAGCAAUUGCAGUGGGAGCUGCUGCCUUCUAUAGGUACAGAAGAAGCCUUCAGAGCUCAUUUUAUUUCAAAAUUCUUGAUAUGCAAUGCAGUGACAUAAGAAAGCUUUUGGCAGAGCUUCAGGAAUGAUGCUUAUAGUCUGAAAUGUUUUUUAAAGCUUUCUUCUUUGAGAUCAACUGACAAGGCAAACUGUUAAAAAUGAAGGAAUUGCUUUAUCAGUCUUAAAUCUUUGCUUCUUGCUACUUUAUGUCCUUGUGCUGCCAGCGACAUCCCCAGUAUAGGGGUGCUUUGGUGAGUACUAUGUAUGACUAAGUUAUAAACUUGCAGUUUUAAGUACAUAUUGAACAAACUGCUACAAUAGUUUAUUGUUGUAACAUUUAGAAGGAAAAUGAUCAAAGCGUGUUUCCCAAGUACUUUGGUGUAAAAAUAAGUGGGAUAGGUCAGCCUUUAAAUUGUCUUUGUCAUAUGUGCUCCCCACUUUGCAUUGUUUCUCUUGUUGGAUACAAGGUUGUCUGUCCCUUCAUCAAGAAAUCCCCAUUUCAGAUGACAGGUGAGUAUCAGCAGGAUGGGGAGAGCUUUUUGCUUUGGGGCAUUCCAGGAAAAGAAGCGAAGCUAGGGCAGUGUGGUGAGAGAGAGAAGUAUGCACAGAAGUGUGGGAAAUGCAAAAGAUUGUUUCCUAGAUCCUUUGGCUUCUGCUCUCUUGGAGGAGAGAACACUGGCAGCCACUGGUGUACAUACUGCAAAUAAUACGUCUGGUUCCCGAUACGACUUCUAAUUGAAGUCACUGCUUCAGCCAGUUGAUAUAUAGAUAUUUACUCUCACAACAAAGCUUAAAUUCACACUUCCAAGGUCCAUUCAGGAAUAUUCAGAGUGAGUAUGUUGAGUUUGCUUCUUAAAAAUACAUCAUAGAAUAGAAUUGUAGAAUGGUUUGGAUUGGAAGAUCAUCCAGUUCCAACUCCCCUGCCAUGGGCAGGGACAUCUCCCACCAGACCAGACUGCCCAAGGCCCCAUCUAACUUGACCUUGAACGCCUCCAGUGUUGGGGCAUCCACAACUUCCCUGGGCAACCUGUUCCAGUGCCUCACCACCUUCAUCAUGAAGAAUUUCUUAUGUCAUGUCUAAGUCUUCUCCCCUCCAAUUUAAAGCCAUUCGCCCUCGUCCUAUCCCUACAUGCUCUUGUAAAAAGUCAGACUCAUCGGGGAGCUUUGGCAAAUAAAAAAAACAAAACCAAAAAAAACCAAAAGCCAACCCCAGUACCUCAAACCCCUUCCUCUGUCUUCAACACUGAAUUGUUUUUGGUAACAGGAAACAAAACCAACCCCGCUUAUAUUUGUAUAAUCCUGGAUAAUUUUAGCCUCUCUUGAAAGUUAAUGCUUGCAUUCUGUGCCCUAGUUUUCUCCUGGUAUAUAGGAAAAACAAUUCUCUGACAGAAUAGGGAUCUUUCUUUAGCUAUCUUGCUUCCAUUUUCAUGCUUGUGCUUCAUUAUGUCAACAGUUUCACACAAGAAAUAUAAGUGAAAAGCUCAGCAGGGAGCUGUGUAUCUCCAUAUACAAAGACAAGGACCUUUGUUAUCAGCUUUCCCAGCCUGGAGGGGAUUCAGAUGGAGCCUCCUACUGCAUCAUAUUUCCAAGAGGUGCUGUUCCAAAAGCAGGCUGGUUUAGCUGGGGGUUGCACCAGGUCAGGAGCUGUGUGAUAUUUCUGUUCUCUUGAAUGAUGUAAAAAAGGAGCUUGGUUUAGCUGAGAAACGUGCCAUGAUGCUAGAGGAUAGUUUGAAAUGUAUCAAGUAAUUAAUUUUGUGCAAGGUUUUUGAAGGCCGUGUUCCUGAUGCAGGGCUGGAGUUGGCCCACAGAGACAUUAAUUAUUAUUAUUAUCACUUAACUGCUUUGUAUCUCCAUUAGAUAAACAAUGAACAAAAACACUUUUAAAAUAUUAGGACUGCAGAAAUCUAGCGAGGCCAACUCUUUAGAGCUUCCCAAAUCCUACUUGUGUUUUCCUCUGAAAAAUUAGAGACUGAUGCUAACUACAAGUAAGAGCUGCUCCUCAUGUUAGUACAACGCUUCUAACUUCUAGUUUGUGCCAUGACCUGCUUAAGGAGAUUAAAUGUUGCAGGGUAAUUGAUUUGUUCAUCUGGGAGUCAGACCGAAAGCAUUAAAUCAAUCCCAUCCUCUUACAUUUCAUUGCCAUUGAAAUUUCUUUAAAGCAGUUGAUGUUUCCUCUUCUGCCUCUUUUCCUGAAUAGGUAACUAGGUAAUACCUGUUUCUUUUGUGUGCCUUGCCUGCUGUCUCUCCGGGAGUAAGUAGCACUGUUUAGCUCCAGUCUCUCUAAUCCACUGGAAUAUGUCUUUAGAGAACAGGUUUUCAUUCCAUAAAUGCAAUGCAAAAUGUUUUUCGUGACCCUGUGCCCAUUUCUGGGUACAGAAUCUGUAAAGAUCAACUUCUUUAUUUCUAUUUGUCUUAAAGAUGAGUCUUGGUGCAAGGCUGUAUGUGCUUGGUGCUUUGUGCAGUUUGGUGCAGGAACAGGCACUGCUCACGUCCACCUCCGCCUGUGGCUGAGCUGCUGGUGUUUGAGCUCUUCGCAUUUGAGCUCUUCGCGCUGCUGUGGCUGAGGGAUUUGUGCACUCUGAAGAGGUGGGAGUGCCUCUCACUGCACAUGCGCACCCGAAGAGUUGAAGCAGCAGUUAUUCUGGCAAGGGUCCUUUGAACUGGAAGUGGUCCUUGAAACCCCCAGCCCCAAUUCAAGAACUUUCCCAAGGGAAUUUAUGUGCAUGCCCCAGUUCAAGAACUUUCCACAUGGCGAUACAGCCUGGCACCAUGGUACCCCUCUUCAUAUGCUAUUGGAGCUCCUUUAUAUAUAAUCCAUGCCAAGAAUCACAUGUACACACCCCCUGACCUGUGGACCACGUUUCCUGAUGGAACCUCUGGUGGAUUCAUUGGGGUGGUGAUUAUAUUCAUGUUGUAUUCCCCUCUUCUGCUACACUACUUCUUUUUCUCUCUCUGUCCUUAUUAUCACCUUGAAUCUACCUCACUUUUUUUCUCUGCACUCUUGGGUGAAUUUGGUUGUAUCCACGUUCUUGUUGUAAACUGUUGUCAGUUUAUCUGAGCUCAAUGUAAAGAGUUGUAACUGACUGCGUUCAAAGUUCAGAUUGGAGAUUUCGGUAGGACUUUGAGCUCAAAAUAAAAGGUUGUUGCUGUAAAUUGUAACUUUGCAUUCAAAGUAAAAAUUGGGAUUUUGAGUAGAUCCCUGAAAUACCUGCAUAGCAGGAGAUUAUUCAAAAGAAACCUAUACCCACCCCAAUACUGCCAGCCAGUCCCUUGGGGCUGAGCCUUAGCAGAGUCUACAGGGCUCUAGCUAACAGACUAAUUGUAGUUUAAAGAAAAUUAUGACCUGCUGGAUUUUACUUUUAGCAGUGCUGACCACAAUACUUAAAGGUUAGAGGGGCAAUGUUCCUUCCUUUUAACAGAAGGUAAGAAUUUACAUUUUCAUCCAGUGUUUCAGCUGUUAUCUGCCAUCACGUACUCAUUGUUAUUGCCACUGUUAUUAGUUGGGUUAAAACCUGGGUUUAAUAUGGUCACGUGGACAUUGUGAUCUAGACUUGCAAUCUGAAAGAAUUUGGUGCUCUGCCUUUGCAAAAUUAAUUCUGAGGCAAAGCUCGCAGGCAGUAGGUGCUCAUCUUAGAAUCAUAGAAUCAUGAGGGUUGUAAAAUACCCCUAUGAUCAUCAAAUCCAACUGUCAGCUUCAACACCACCCUGCCUACUAAACCAUGCCGCGAAGUGCCCUCUCUACAUGCCUUUUGACUCCACCACCAUCCCUGGGCAGCCUGUUCAAUGCUUGACCACUUUUGGUGAAGAAAUUUUUCCUAAUAUCCAGUCUCAAUCUCCCCUGGCACAACUUGAGGCCAUUUCCUCUUGUCCUAUCAUUUUUUACCUGGUAAAAAGAGGCCAACGCCCACCUCACCACAGCCUCCCUUGAGGUAACUGUAGAGGGCAAUAAGGUCUUUCCUCAGCCUCCUUUGCUCCAGACUAAACAACCUCAGUUCCCUCAGUGGCUCCUCUUAAGACUUGUGCUUCAGACCCUCUUCACCAGCUUCAUUGUCCUACUCUGAACACACUCCAGCACCUCAGUGUCCUUCUUGUACUGAGGGGCCCAAAACUGAACACAGUAUUCAAGGUGUGGCCUCGCUAGCACUGAGUACAGGGGAAUGAUCCCUUUCCCACUCCAGCUGGUCACACCCUUUCUGAUAUAAGCAGGGAUGCUGUUUACCUUCUCGGCCGCCUGGGCACACUGCUGGCUCGGAUGACAGAUGAACACAACCUCCAAUGGCAGCAUGUAUGGAGCAGCAAUGGCUCCUGUUCAUUUGGUACCAGAUCCUGUUACCUCUAACCUGGGCCAAGUCCAUCUCACAUGGCAUCCGUUUGAGACAGCCACGUUCAUGUAGUGCUGGUGGUGUGUGAAGACAGGCUGGUGAGGUGCUCUAGGACACCAAUUAACGUGCUCUGCCAGACUGCUGUUGGCUUUGACCCUUCAAAUCUUGCUUUGUGAGCACGCAGCUACAGGAGGGCAACACAGGGACGUGUUGGUGCCUCUGGACAGAGUGGAGCAGCAUCAGCCAGACUUAUGCUGUCACAGUGCUGCUUGGGGGUAAAGCUAAGGGCAGGAUUGCAAAAAACACCAGAGUCCUUGCAGUAGGGAGAAAUGGCAGAGAAAACAGGCAGGGGAAUAGCUCUCCAUGCCAUCCAGUUUCUCUUGGCCGAUAUCCACAGCCAAUAUAAAAAAGUUUAAGAUAUCCUGGGUAAUUUAUUGUUGGCAUUUCUCUAUUAAGAUAUGUACAUAAAGAAUAAGGUGCGACCAGCAUGAAACGUACAGUGCAGCUUGAGCUUUGUUAUUUUUCCCAUCUCCUAUUAACUACUCUUUUCCAGUUGUACAUAGUGGACAAGGCCAUUUAGGUAAAUGUGGGCUUUUUUAUGACAGAUACUCAGUUGUGGACAUGGUUGAAAAUAUGUAUUGCAUAUCCUUUUGGAAGUACAGGAGCCCAAAAGACUUCUUUGUUUAUUUUAGUUUGAUGUAUUUUUAUCAGAGGUCCUGUCCCACCUGUAGCUGUCUACCACUUCCAUGAAUGAGGAAAAUGAUUUAAUCGUUGAUGGUUUAUUUUGGAGUCAGGACUCCUUAAACUUACAUCCAAAAAAAAAAAAUCUACCUUGCCCAAAUUUUCAGUCUCUUGAAAAGUGGAAUAGUGGAAAACGCUGCAGCAAAAGUAUCUGUAGCCUAGGAAGGACACACCACUACUCACAGCCCCCAGUGUAUGAUGUGUAUGGGGGGUGAAAAAAGGUUGCUGACAGAUGCAGAACUUUUUAAGCAUACUCAGCAGACCUGUUGCUGUGGUAACUUAGCAGAAGACUAAACUCCUCUGAACCAGUGCUAUUUGCACUGCACCAGAUGGCUGAUAAAUCACGUAGUGGCAUUUUCUGCCCAUUGUAUUACUGUCUGAUCUAUCCUCUAAGUACUGGGAUUUUAUUUAGCACAUAGAUUAUUCAGACAUGACACAUAAAUAUCAAAUACAGAGCUGCUUCAGGUUUGCAGUCACUUUAAUGAACUCCUGUAUCACCUGCGUAACACCAGAACUAUUUUUGUCUUAUGUGUUGAUGUUCAAGCUGUUGCAAUUUUAUGAAUAAUGCUAAGCUGAGAAAAACUCUGCUCGAAUUUUAAUAUAAUCUUAAUAAGAGUAACUACAUAGCACAUAGUUACUACAGCACGCUUCUUGCAGAGGGAAAUGAGACAGCUUUUCCAGUCCAUCCGUCUGCUUCAAGCAUUUCUGUACAGGCAGCAUCAUAACAAUGGAAGCAUAUAUGAAGGCUGAGCAGGAUCGUUGUGUAAGAAAGUAAUGCUGUUGUCUCUGUAUUUUCUGCUUCUUUGUUGUCAUUAUUGGCUUGUCUUCUCAGGAUGACAGAUUUCAUUCUUCCACCUGCCUUGACUAUUUGUUGUUAUGAAGCUUAAGGCACUGUCAGGUGUUCUAGUCUCAUUGUUAUAGGUGCAGUUCUUAACACAUUAAAAAUCUCCAGGCUCACAGACUUUAUAAGCCAAUAGUAAUAAAUGUGUCCUGUGAUAUCGUCUAGAGUUAGGAAAAUAAGUAUGCUGUCACAAAUUACUGCAUAUUAGAACAAGGAGAAUUACAAAAUGUAUGAAAACAAAUCAAAGAUUGAUGUUUUUUUUGAUAAAUCAUUACUCCAGAAGAAGGCAACCUUUUUGAAUGGGCAAAGGAGCGUCUCAGCUGUGUGGUUCAGCGCUGUAUCUGAUAGAUUUCUAGACACCGAGGGUAACUGCAGCAUGCCCAGGGUCCUUGUAGCCUGCUGUCUUCUGUCCCUGUGACACAAGCGAAGCAGUUGAGUUCUGUUAUGUCACUUGAGUCAAAGCCUGGCAUCUAAACCUGCCACUGUAUCUACAAAGACAUCUUAUAUACAGCUGCAGCCAUUUCCAUAGGAUAAUCUUCAGUGGUAUAUCUUGAUAAAUGGGCUGCAGCCAGGAUUUCUCCUACCUUUUCCGUGUUGAACAUUCACUGAGCCACACAGGUGAUGUUUUUAUUUCACGUCAGAAUAUUGCACAUGCCACCCUCUUUCUUUGUUAUGGGUGAAUCCACCUUUAGUGUGGUAGAAGUUCUCUGAACUCUCUGCUCCAGUCUCUUGAUAACAUAAAAAAUCCAAAAUACCCAAGUACCACUGAAACUUUUUGUUCUUUAGAUUCGUUCUAUGACAUCAGUUAAAUUUAUUGGCCUAUAGUGUAACUAUUACCUUGUGGUCAUAGAAACAGUAAGGUUGGAAAAGACAUCUAAAAUCAUGGAGUCCAACUGUCCACCCAAUGCCCCCAUGCCUACUAAACCAUGUCAUCAAGUGCCACACUUACAUAUUUUUUAACACAUCCAGGGAAGGAGACUCCAUCACUUCCCUAGCAGCCUUUUCCGAUGCUUGACCACUCUUCCAGUAACGACAUUUUUCCUAAUAUCCAAUCUAAACCUACCCUGAUGCAACCUGAAGUCGUAUCCUCUCAUCCUAUCACUUGUUACUUGGGAGAAGAGACCAAUAUCCACCUCACUACAAAAUUCUUUCAUGCAACUGCAGACAGCAAUAGGGUCUCUCCUCAGCCUCCUCUUCUCUAGAUUAAACAGUCUCAGUUCCCUCAGCCGCCUCUUGCUCUCCAGACCCUUCACCAGCUUCGUUCCCUUCUUUGGAGUUGCUCCAGCAGUUCAUUGUCUUUCUUGUAAGUGAGGGACCCAAAACUGAACACACUAUUCAUGGUGCAGCUUCACCAGCACCAAGUAUAGGGGGAUGAUCACUUCCCUAGUCCUGCCUGCCACACAGUUUCUGAUAGAAGCCAGGAUGCUGCUGGCCUUCUAGGCCACCGGUGCACACUGCUGGCUCAUGUUCAGCCAUCUGUCAACCAGCAUCCCGAGGUCCUUCUCUGCUGAGCAGCUUUCAGCCACUCUUCCCCAAGCCUGUAGUGUUACAUGUGGUUGUUGGGGUCUCACAGGAUUUUUCAAUGUUACUAACUCUUCUGUAUGUAAGAAGGUUUUUUGUUCAUAUAACUCACUGUUAGAGGACUCAUUUGAGUGUAGUGGGAAGGCUUUAUGGCUAUAGGCUUAGAAUUCUGACUUAGCAGCGACCAGGUAUACUUGUUCUGUACAACCCCAGUUCAUCUGAUUUUUUAGGUAUUUCAAACCAGUGUUCCACCAGAGAGAACAAGGCUAAGACAGUGGCUUGAAAUAAAAAAAAAAAAAAACAAAAAAGGAAUACCAACAGAAGGGCUUUCUGCACAACUCUCACCAAAAUCUGUCAUACUAUAUUUUUUAAAUACAAUUUAAACACUUAGAUGUUCUUUCUUACUGUUUGCAUUAAGACCACUUCUCUCCUUCAAAACACUGUUUGCUGAGAAAAUUAGUUCCGUUAGUUGUAUGCCUUCAUGGCUGCUUUCUUGAACUUACAGAGCAAAGUAUUUUGGAAAUCAUGAAGCACAGACUAAUGCCGCAGUAUCUUGAGAAUUUGGGGUACUAGUUCUGCUGAGAAUAGGCUUUGAUCUCCAACCAAAGGGGUGUUUAAAGAAGAAUAAAAAUAAAAUGUAAAUUAAGCCAUAUUGCUGUGUUUGCCUUUUGGUCUCUUCCUUUCACAAAUGAACCUUUGUUACAUUUUUUUAAAUUCUCUUUUCUAAAAAUGUGUCUUUCUUGCUUUCCUCCUUUGAUGUUGUGUCCCACUGGAAACUCAUCUACAGGAGAGAAAACCAUUUUUAAUAGCCAUAAAUCCUGCUGUUAUGUUAUUAAACACAAAGAGCAAAUAAUAGAUAAACAUUG